AUGUUUACAAUUGAGGCAUUACGAAGGCCAACGGAGCCAAGAUUUUUUAAAUCUUUUACAAUUGGGUUAGGUAAACCAAACAUAGUUAUAAGUCAUUCAAGAGUACGUCCAAACUUUCCAGGAUUUACCAUAUGUCCGAAUGAACCUAACACAACUCGUUAUUUAAAUGACCCUGAAACGGAUAUAACAACCUUCUUGAAAAAACGAACACCUCAAGAAACGACUCCACCAAAUGAAACGACACCACCCCUUCCGGCAACAAAUGAUUAUAGUUUUGAGAUCACGUGUGAAUUUCGUAAUGUAUACGGACCGGGAAUCUUAACAGGUGCAUUAGAAGAUCCCAGGAAGGAAGAAACUAUACCUUGUGAUCUAUUCUUACGUAAAGGAUUAGGUUGUUAUCAGUUUCGUCCUCAACCGGAAGAAACCAGUGAUGAUGAUAAAAAUGAUCCGUCAUUCGUUUAUGAGAAUUAUGUGAUAUUUAAAAUUCGUAAUACGACGCAAGCAUCCCUAGUACCUUAUUUCGCUUUAUUUUUUGAUCGAUAUUUUCAUAAAGGAGAUGAUUUUAAAUUCAUCUCCCGUCUUCCCCCUGAUCAACCAAAAUUACAACAACAAAAAGCCAUAAUAUAUAAUUGGAACUCUAUUGAUAUUACUAAAACGAAUUUUUUUGAAUAUAGCAUUGCUAUAUUACAAGCUUACUCAACUCCUUAUUUGGGUCAACUUGGAUUACCACCGGAUGUCAAUCUUCUAAAGUUUGAAGUUGAAAAGGUUUUAUUACCAGACAUGAACGUAGAUGGGGAAAUUGUUUUUAUCGUUAAACCUAAACAACCUUAUCAAAUUCGGUAUGAAGCAGAAUUUUAUAAUUCUCAUCCUAUAAACAUUGUCGCAAACUUUGGAGGUUUUUAUGGUGCCGUUAUUGGAUUUUUUGGCUUUUUAUUUGGUAGCCCAAGACUUUCACCAUGGGGCGUUUUUCAAAGAUAUUGUUUCAGAUGUUGGCCGUGCAGAAGAAGUUUCAAGAGACAUUUAGCAGCACGGUACGUUUCAUCAGCCGGUAUACCAUUGGGAGAAUAUGUUGAAGAACGUCCUGAAGGUUCUACCUUAGAAAGGCGUGUACAAAUUUUAGAGACUUUGCUAAAAGAAUAUUAUAUCGAUUCUUAUUAUUUGGACACUUUAAGGGAGACUAAAAUAAGAUAUCAGUUGCAAAAAGAAAGAUAUCAUCGUUUGGAAGGAUUGGCAGAAUCAGAACUUUUGGUGACUGAUGAUGAUAAUGAACAGUUGAAUGAAAUUAAAAUUGAUCAAUGA
Molecule: messenger RNA, 1299 nt
Organism: Funneliformis mosseae
Lineage: Eukaryota; Fungi; Glomeromycota; Glomeromycetes; Glomerales; Glomeraceae
Source: the annotation of a GenBank genome assembly